GCCUGAUUUUUGCAGCCACCCGGGCACCUAAGACUGAGCCGAGCUUCGCGCGCCGCUCCUCCUCACGGGGCCUCGAUGAAAGUUCGGUGAGCUAACUAAUGAAAGCGCAAAGCACAGGGUCAGAAACAAUAGAAGCGCCUCACCCUAGCGAUCCUUCGCUGCCAACGAGGAAGUCAAAAAGAAAAGAAGCCCGGGCCACCGGAAAGGUCUGCCAGAGGGGCGGGACGCGGGAAGCUGGAUUUGAGGCGGGGGUGACCGGAGAGAAGCCCACAGGAGCAGCCAAUCGUGCUGUCCCCGGGAGGAAGAGGAGGAGUCAGGGCCGGCCCGGGACUCCGCGCAGCACGCCCUCGCCGCCGCCACCGCUGCCCGGCCCGCUCCGCGCCCCGCGCCUCGCGCCUGCCCGCUUCCUCUGCCAGACAUGGCCUCGGGCGCCGCCACCGCCGCGCCCGUGAAGAUUGGAAUAAUUGGUGGAACAGGCCUGGAUGACCCAGAAAUUUUAGAAGAAAGAACUGAGAAAUAUGUGGAUACUCCAUUUGGCAAGCCAUCUGAUGCCUUGAUUUUGGGGAAGAUAAAAAAUGUUGAUUGUGUCCUCCUUGCAAGACAUGGAAGGCAGCACACCAUCAUGCCUUCAAAAGUCAACUACCAGGCAAACAUAUGGGCUUUGAAGGAAGAGGGCUGUACUCAUAUUAUAGUGACUACAGCUUGUGGCUCUUUGAGAGAGGAGAUUCAGCCUGGUGAUAUCGUCAUUAUUGAUCAGUUCAUCGACAGGACCUUAAUAAGGCCUCAGACUUUCUAUGAUGGGAGUCAUUCCUGUGCAAGAGGAGUGUGUCAUAUUCCAAUGGCUGAGCCAUUUUGCCCCAAAACAAGAGAGGUACUCAUAGAGACUGCUAAGAAGCUAGGCCUUCGAUGCCACUCAAAGGGGACAAUGAUCACAAUUGAAGGGCCUCGUUUUAGCUCUCGAGCAGAAAGCUUCAUGUUCCGCACCUGGGGGGCAGAUGUCAUCAAUAUGACCACGGUUCCAGAGGUCGUUCUUGCUAAGGAGGCUGGGAUUUGCUAUGCAAGCAUCGCCAUGGCAACAGAUUACGAUUGCUGGAAGGAGCAUGAAGAAGCAGUUUCGGUAGACCGUGUUUUAAAGACCCUGAAAGAAAAUGCCAAUAAAGCUAAAAGUUUACUGCUUACUACCAUACCUCAGAUAGGGUCCAUGGAAUGGUCAGAAACGCUCCAUAACCUGAAGAACAUGGCCCAGUUUUCUGUUUUAUUACCAAGACAUUAAAAGAAAGCAUGACUGCCCCCAGAAAAGAAGACUUUGUACGAAUUUUACUUAACAUGAAGAGUGGGGGAAAGACAUGCCCUUGCCUACAACAGAAGAAGAGUGUGGUAAGACAAGACAUUGAAUGUAUUACAGACUCCACCUAAAAGACUGACACUGCUUCAGGACACAGAAGAAAAGCAAAUGAAAACCAAUAAACAGGGAAAACCUUACAUUUUAGGGAAAACCAAAGAAGAUCCUAUUUUGCCUCCCCCCUAUUAAAUUUGCAACCCUAAAGUUGGGGGCUAUAUUCAGUGUUCUUUGAUGCUGGGUAAUAUAAGAAAGAAAAUAGGUCUUGGGCUGCUUGUUCUUAUAUGAUUGUAUAUUGGUACAGUUUACUAGUGGUCAGUUUAUCAAAAUGUACCAGUUGCUCGACAGUACUUACGUACUUAGUUGGGUAUUUCUAAGGAAUGUCUCUCUGAACAUUAUCAGACAUGUGCAAAGAACUUUGUAUAAAGAAAAAUGUCGUGUUGCUUCUAAUAGAUAUUCAAAACAAUCUGAAUAUCCAACAGUUGUAGGUAAGUUGAGGUUUAGUUAUAAUUACGUUGUAAAACAAUCAACUGAAGAUCGUAUUUUCACAUAAUAAUAUCCUAAGGAAAUUGUUGUCUGAAGUGUAAA
Perognathus longimembris pacificus (Pacific pocket mouse) is the source of this 1927-nucleotide messenger RNA. RefSeq names its product methylthioadenosine phosphorylase (gene Mtap). The transcript is spliced from 8 exons. Gene Ontology annotation, molecular function: S-methyl-5-thioadenosine phosphorylase activity. Gene Ontology annotation, cellular component: cytosol. The coding region runs from base 419 to 1273 and encodes 284 amino acids. The record is from RefSeq and is a predicted model, not a curated record. Gene Ontology annotation, biological process: nucleoside metabolic process. NCBI's taxonomy places the organism in Eukaryota, Metazoa, Chordata, Mammalia, Rodentia, Heteromyidae.